This is a messenger RNA of Pneumocystis jirovecii RU7, 630 nucleotides long. RefSeq lists its product as uncharacterized. Bases 1 to 630 code for a protein of 209 amino acids. Lineage: Eukaryota; Fungi; Ascomycota; Pneumocystomycetes; Pneumocystales; Pneumocystaceae. The transcript is spliced from 6 exons. Gene Ontology annotation, cellular component: nucleus; pericentric heterochromatin. Gene Ontology annotation, biological process: chromatin organization; negative regulation of transcription by RNA polymerase II. Gene Ontology annotation, molecular function: chromatin binding. The record is from RefSeq and is a predicted model, not a curated record.
AUGAGGCAAAAAACCCAUAAGAAAGAAGAUAUCGAAGAAACAGUAGAAGAAAAUAAUACAGAUGAAAAAACAAGUGUAGAGAGUGAAAAUGAAGAUGAAAUAUACGCAGUUGAAAAAAUAUUGGAUCAUCGUAUGAAUUCAAAACGAACAGGCUGGGAGUAUCUUAUUAAAUGGAAGGACUAUGAUGAGUUAGAAGAUAAUACAUGGGAAGAUGAGACAUCGUGCGAAGGGUGUAAAGAUCUUAUUGAGCAAUAUUGGGAAAGUGUUGGUGGCCGUCCAUCUCUUUCAGAAAAAUCAGCUGUUGGUCGUAAACGGAAAUCAGUUCAAUUGCAUAAAAAUACAGAUACAGAAUAUGAAAUAAAACAUCGGAAAUCAACUAUCAAACCUAAAGAAUUAUCUACAAGUGUUUCAACAGAAACAUGGAAACCACCUAUGCAUCUAUCAUCUUGGGAGGACCAAAUUGAAUCAGUUGAUACCAUUGAAAGAGAUGCAUCUGGAAAACUGCUUGUAUAUGUGAAUUGGAUUCAUGGCGAAAAAUCUGUUCAUGAUAGUUUACUAAUAUACCAAAAAUGCCCAUUGAAGAUGCUUCAUUUCUACGAAAAUCAUCUUGUUUUUCGAGACGUUGCAUAA